AUGGGUUUGGACGGGAAUAUUGGAUUUGUGAUUGACAUCCCUACCCACAAAUGUCCCCUAUUGUCUAUAUAUGUACAUGAAGCAGCACUUGUUAAUCCAUGCCAACUUAAGCCUGCCUCUGUCUUAGAACUCAAGCUAAACAUCAGUAUAGUCAUGAAGAAAAUUUACUACCUUUUCACCCUCGAACUCUUCCUGUUAAGUUUUCUGUUAGCUAGCUUGGCCACGAGGGUAACCAACAUUACCACAGAUCAAUCAGCCCUUCUUGCACUGAGAGCCAAAAUCACUUCAGAUCCUCAACAAAUCCUAUCAAACAAUUGGUCCCUUGCAUCCUCAAUCUGUGACUGGAGAGGAGUCACCUGCGGCUCUCGCCAUCGUAGGGUGACUACCUUAAACAUCUCCAGCUUGGGUCUUACUGGCACCAUUCCCCCGCAAUUGGGGAAUCUGUCAUUUCUUGUAUCCCUCGACAUGAGUAUGAACUACCUUUAUGGAGAACUCCCCCGACAAUUGAUUCGUUUGCAUAGGUUGCGACUUCUUGAUCUCUCUGUUAACAAGCUCAGUGGAGAUAUUCCCUCUUGGGUUGGUUCCUUGCAAGAACUCCGAUAUCUUUCCCUCGGGAACAAUAGCUUUACGGGCUCUAUUCCACCUUCCAUCUCCAACAUGUCAAUGCUAGAGACCUUACAACUCUCAUACAAUCCCCUGCGAGGAACAAUUCCAAUGGAAAUCGGAUAUCUAAACAAAUUGAAGAACAUAGUCAUGUACUACAACCAGCUUUCAGGUCCUUUGCCUUUGGAGAUAUUCAAUAUUUCCUCACUGGAAAUUAUUGCACUUAAAGGUAAUAGCCUUUCUGGCAGUCUUCCAGUUGAGAUAUGUUCCCGUCUCCAACAGCUCACAUGGCUUGACCUUUCCCAUAACAAAUUAAGUGGAAGGAUACCAUCGUCAUCGUCGUCGGAAUGUUCAAAACUUCAAGUACUAUCAUUAGCUGCCAACAAUUUUAAUGGAGGGAUACCGGAAGGACUUGGGAACUUCACGGCUCUCGAGGAACUAUAUCUUGAUCACAACAAUUUGACUGGUUCUUUGCCUCUGGGGAUAUUCAAUAUUUCGUCAUUGGGAAUUAUUUCUAUGCGAGGUAAUAGCCUAUCUGGAAGCCUUCUUCCAUUCAGCAUGUGUCACCGUCUUCAAGGACUCACAGCGCUUGACCUUUCCCACAACAAAAUAAGUGGUAUGAUACCAUCGUCAUCAUUGUCGGAAUGUUCAAAGCUUCAAGGACUUCUGUUGAAUGACAACCAUUUGAGUGGAGUGGCAUCCCAAGGAUUUGGGAACCUGACGGCGCUCAAGGAACUAUAUCUUGCUGACAACAAUUUAGACGGUAUUAUUCCGCAAGACCUUGGCAACCUAAAGCAUCUAGAAGUACUUAGUAUGGAGUUCAAUAGCCUAACUGGCUCCAUACCAGCCGGAAUAUUCAACAUCUCAACACUGGGAAGACUAGGCCUACAGAACAAUAAACUUUCUGGAUUGAUACCAGCCUCAAUCUCAAAUGCAUCUAAACUAACUUUCUUAUACUUGGAUACAAACAGAUUCAGUGGUCCAAUUCCAAGUUCUCUUGGAAACCUAAGACUUCUAAGAUGGCUAGAUCUCUCUGCAAAUCAUUUCACAACUGAACCUUCAUCAAGAGAAUUGAGUUUCAUCAAUUACUUGACAAAUUGUAAGUACCUAGAAAUAUUGUCUUUUAAUGACAAUCCGCUGCACGGUAUUCUUCCAAUAUCGGUUGGGAAUCUUUCAACUUCUAUGGAGAGAUUCUAUGCAUAUGACUGCGGAAUCAAGGGAAGCAUUCCUGAUGCAUUCGGGAAUUUGAGCAAUCUAGUGGUUUUGAGUCUAUUUGUAAAUCACCUGAGUGGACCCGUUCCAGCCACAGUGAAACAAUUGCAAAAACUUCAAGUUUUAAAUUUCUAUGACAACCGAUUGAGUGGUUCGAUUCCAGAUAGUUUUUGUGAUUUAAAGAGCUUGUACGGAUUAUAUCUGGGUAAAAAUCAGCUUCGUGGGUCAAUACCAUCAUGCAUAAGUAAUGUUAGUUCACUGAGAAAAAUUUCCUUUGAUGGGAACUUCUUAAAUUCAAGCAUACCUGCAAGCUUGUGGAACCUCAGUGAUCUAUUUUAUUUGGGUCUGUCCUCUAAUUCGCUGAAUGGCUCACUACCUCAAGAAAUUGAAAAUUUGAAGAUGAUAACAAUAUUGGAUCUGUCAGGAAAUCAUCUCAGUGGGAAUAUUCCAAGUUCCAUUGGAGCUUUGCAAAGUUUAGCCAACCUUUCUUUAGCACAAAAUAAGCUUGAGGGACCUAUUCCAGACUCACUAGGUCACAUGUUACGCUUGGAACUUUUGGACCUAUCUAAUAAUAACCUAUCGGGUUCGAUACCAAAGUCCUUGGAAACACUUUUGCAGCUUGAUUACAUUAAUCUUUCUUUCAACCACUUUAGAGGAGAAAUUCCCAGUAGUGGUCCUUUCAAGAACUUCACAUACGAAUCAUUCAUGUUUAAUGAUGAUUUGUGUGGUGAUGAAAGGUUUCAUGUUCCUCCAUGCAAUUCUCGUCAGAUUCACAGAUCAAGUCGAAAGAAACUAUUUCACAUGUUAGGCAUUAUAUCAGGUAUUGCUGCAACAAUAAUUGCUGGUACAACUGUUGUAAUUUUACUUUUAAGAUGCCGGAGGAAGGAUGCAGUUUCAAGAAAUGUUGACUUAUUGCCGGUGGUAGUGCCAAGAAGGAUUUCAUAUUAUGAACUUGUUCAAGCAACUAUUGCCUAUGAUGAAAGCAAUUUAAUUGGCAAAGGGAGUUUUGGAUCUGUAUAUAAAGGUAUUCUUGCGGAUGGGACAGUGGUAGCUGUGAAAGUUUUCACUUUUCUAACCGAAGUCACUUCUAGGAGUUUCGAUGCGGAAUGUCAAGUUCUACGUAACCUUCGGCAUAGAAACCUAACCAAAGUGAUUGGCAGUUGCUCUAACCUUGAAUUCAAAGCCUUAGUGCUAGCAUAUAUGCCCAACGGGAGCCUUGAGAAAUGGUUGUACUCCCACAACCUUUGCUUGGAUCUGCUGCAAAGAACAAGCAUAAUGACGGAUGUUGCUUCUGCAUUGGAAUACCUGCAUUUUGGUUAUACAACACCUGUGGUUCACUGUGAUCUGAAACCUAGCAACAUAUUACUUGACGAAAAUAUGGUUGCUCAUGUAAGUGAUUUUGGUAUAGCAAAGAUUUUGGAUGAAGAAAAUAGUGCUAUGCAUACCCAGACUCUUGCAACACUUGGAUACAUGGCACCAGAGUAUGGAGUUGAAGGGCAGGUGUCAACAAGAAUUGAUGCGUAUAGUUUUGGCAUACUUCUGAUGGAAACAUUUUCAAGAUUGAAGCCUAGUGAUGAAAUGUUCAAAGAUGAUUUGAGCCUGAAGAGUUGGAUAGAAGAAUCUCUGCCUAAUGCAACAAUUCAGAUUAUAGAUGCCAACUUGCUCAGGCAAGAAGAUGAGCAUUUCAAUGAGAAAUUGCAGUGUGUUUCAAUGAUCUUCAAAUUGGCUUUAAGUUGCUGUACUGAAUGCCCACAAGAUCGAACUAACAUGAAAGAUGUUGUGGCAGUACUCAAGAAGAUAAGACGUCACCUUGCCACUUUCUCGGACAACUCAAGAUCGAACUAG
Messenger RNA from Coffea eugenioides, 3660 nucleotides. Its product is annotated as probable LRR receptor-like serine/threonine-protein kinase At3g47570. Gene Ontology annotation, biological process: hormone-mediated signaling pathway; protein phosphorylation. The transcript is spliced from 5 exons. The record is from RefSeq and is a predicted model, not a curated record. Lineage: Eukaryota; Viridiplantae; Streptophyta; Magnoliopsida; Gentianales; Rubiaceae. Gene Ontology annotation, molecular function: protein binding; ATP binding; protein kinase activity. The coding region runs from base 1 to 3660 and encodes 1219 amino acids. Gene Ontology annotation, cellular component: plasma membrane.